Messenger RNA from Tripterygium wilfordii, 2313 nucleotides. RefSeq names its product LEC14B protein. NCBI's taxonomy places the organism in Eukaryota, Viridiplantae, Streptophyta, Magnoliopsida, Celastrales, Celastraceae. The record is from RefSeq and is a predicted model, not a curated record. Gene Ontology annotation, cellular component: Cul4-RING E3 ubiquitin ligase complex. Gene Ontology annotation, biological process: proteasome-mediated ubiquitin-dependent protein catabolic process. Gene Ontology annotation, molecular function: protein binding. The transcript has 10 exons. Bases 616 to 2082 code for a protein of 488 amino acids.
CCAAUCCGAACGAUCUACUGCCAAAUCAGUCAUCUUUCACCCACCACAAACCAAACUGGUCUCUGUGUUUCAUUGAUUUCGUCUCAUCUUGGCCUCAAAUCAAGCUCAAUUUCGGAGCAAAAGAUGUCUGACUUCUCUUCAUCUUUGAAUUAUCAACGUAGCUUUGUAAGUGUGCGUUGACUUGUUGAUAAGGGGAGAGGUGGAGCUGAAAGUAAGUUCGAUUUCGAUGUUUUUUUUUAUGUUUGAAAUUAAGGGUUUUGAGGAGGAUGUUCUGGGUUUGUUUGAUUUGGGUGAUACAGAUGAUUGGAUUUUAUUACAUGUUGAAUGGAAAAUGGCUCACUUAUGAUGGAGAAACUUGGUGGUUGUAGUCCCCCUUCUAUUGGUGAAUGUUAUUUAUGUUAUUACAUGGAUUUUGCUUUGUUGAAAUGAUGUAUUAAAGUCCAGUUUGUGUCUCGAAAGGACCUAAUCUCAUGUUACUCAGAAUUUAGAAGGAAGAAAAGGAUCGGUCUUUGUUUUAAAGGAUUGGCGAGGUUAUACUUAACUGAGGUUGGUAUUAAGAUUCAACAUUUUGGUGAAGCUCCUGCAAUGAAAGCUCCCUAGUUUUUGUAAAGUAAGAUGUAUGAUAGUUGGGCCUUGUCAGACCAAAUGGGUUAUGGUAUGAGUAGAUUGGAGAUAGAUUCCGAAACUUGUGAUGGUGGCAAGCACAUCAAUGAAACUGGUAGCAGUGGAAGAAAAAAUAGACCGUUGAACAAUUUAGACCAUGAAGUUGCCCAGCUCACCAGGCUGAGAUCAGAACCCCAUGAAGGGCUGUGUGCAGCUAUACCUGGGAGGCCGAGAUUACCUGUGUCCACAGUGAAGAUGUUGGCUGGCCGAGAAGCCAAUCAUUCUGGACGUAGUCGGUUUUCAACAGCUGAUCGUUGCCAUAUGCUAAGCCGAUAUUUGCCUGUUAAUGGUCCUUGGAUUUUGGAUGAGAUGACCAGCAGAGCCUAUGUUUCGCAGUUCUCUGUUGACGGCUCUUUGUUUGUUGCGGCAUUUCAGGGAAGUCAAAUUAGAGUGUACGAUGUGGAGAAUGAAUGGAAACUUCGGAAGAACAUUCUUGCGAAAAAUUUACGUUGGGCAAUCACUGAUACUUCUCUUUCCCCAGAUCAGCGUUUUCUUGUAUAUUCCAGCAUGUCUCCUGUUGUCCAUAUUGUUGAUGUGGGUUCUAGGGAAAUAGAGUCGUAUGCGAAUGUUACGGAGAUCCAUGAUGGUUUGGACUUUUCCACUGCUGAUAAUAGAGGCCAUGCUUUUGGAAUUUUUUCUGUGAAAUUUUCAACUGAUGGACGAGAACUUGUCGCUGGAAGUAACGAUGACUCUAUAUAUGUUUAUGAUCUUGAAACGAAUAGGCUCUCUCUUCGAAUUCAUGCCCACAAGUCCGAUGUUAACACUGUAUGUUUUGCUGAUGAAAGUGGCCACCUUAUCUACUCUGGGAGCGAUGACAACCUUUGCAAGGUGUGGGAUAGACGCUGCUUCCGAGCUAGAGGGAAGCCUGCAGGGGUCCUACUGGGACACCUAGAAGGCAUUACGUGUAUUGACAGCCGUGGAGAUGGUCGUUAUUUUAUCUCAAAUGGUAAAGAUCAGUCUAUCAAGCUUUGGGAUGUUCGAAGAAUGAGCUCCUCUACUACUUGUAAUUUAGGACGACCAAGGAAUCAUGAAUGGGACUACAGGUGGAUGGAUUACCCUACUGAAUCAAGAGAUUGGAAACACCCCGCUGAUCAGUCGGUGGCUACAUAUAAAGGGCAUUCUGUUUUGCGUACUCUUAUUCGGUGCUACUUUUCCCCAGCUUAUAGCACUGGCCAGAAGUAUAUCUACACUGGAUCUCACGAUUCUUCUGUUUAUAUUUAUGACUUGGUAAGCGGAGACCAAGUUGCAGUUCUCAAGCAUCAUAAAUCGGCUGUGAGAGAUUGUAAUUGGCACCCGUAUUAUCCAAUGCUGGUUAGCUCCUCUUGGGACGGGGAAGUUGUCAAGUGGGAAUUCCCUGGAAAUGGAGAACCCUCUGUAAGCAGGAAGAGAUAUUGGAGUAGUCAUUCUUACUGGGAUUAGUGCUAUCUUGAUGCAAAGCUUCUAUGAUACAGUGAUGGUUGUAACCAAAUAAAGGUGUGGUUUUAUGCAGAAAAUUGUAAUUUCUUUGUACAUGUAUCUCAUAAUGAAACUCUCUCUUUAUUUUUUUAAUAAGUUCCAGAAUAAUCACUGGAACAAUAUCUAUGUUCAUAUGUUUCCAAUAAACAAUAUCUAUGUUUUCGGUCAAUAUUCCACUACUUUGCUUGUUAUCUA